Molecule: messenger RNA, 408 nt
Organism: Candidula unifasciata
Lineage: Eukaryota; Metazoa; Mollusca; Gastropoda; Stylommatophora; Geomitridae
Source: the annotation of a GenBank genome assembly
AUGGCUGAAAGUAACGGAGUGGAGAUUUACUUAACUGAUGUUCAGAAUGCCGUUAAUACAAAAGAGUAUCUGGCACCAUUAUCUAGUCGAGAUGUGAACACCAGAAAGGAAGCCCUUGACAACUUGUAUUCUCUAGUAGAACAACAUUUAGAUGGCUGCGUUAGUUCUGCUGUGGCAUUUAAUAAUAACAACAGUCACAGGUCUGGCACUUUCAAAACCAGACAACAACAAGGGUUCUGUCUGCAGUCGAUUCUGCCUGGAAUCUUGAGGCUGUCCUUGAUGUGUCCGUUUGACGAUGUGAGGGAGAAGAUGUCUGCAUUGUUCUCGGAAAUCAAGGUUCACGGGCGUGGCCUACAGAUCCCCAGAGUCAUCAGUAACGGACCCAGUAAUUUUAUAUCCAAGACUGAG